AUGGCAUCCCGGCCAGAAAUCAAAGAAGAGGACGAGUCAGGCUUCUGCAAGUUCUUUCGCAACUUGGGCGAGAAGCAUGACGAGACGGUGCGCAUAUUCGACCGUGGUGACUACUAUAGUGCCCAUGGUGAAGAUGCAAAGUUUAUCGCGAAUACGGUCUACAAAACAACAGCCGUCAUACGCAAACUGGGCCGCGAACCAGGCCUCGAGUCCGUCACCAUGACCAUAACCGUCUUUCGCAACUUCCUCCGCGACGCCCUUUUCCGACUCGGCAAGCGAAUUGAGAUUUGGCAAUCCACGGGCAAGCGCAUGGAUUGGAAGGUGGUGAAGCAAGCCUCACCAGGCAACCUGCAAGACCUGGAAGACGACUUAGGUGGUCAAAUCGAGAACGCGCCCAUUAUACUGGCAGUCAAGGUUUCGGCAAAGGCGUCAGAGGCAAGGAAUGUGGGUGUGUGCUUUGCAGAUGCCAGCGUGCGAGAACUGGGCGUCACAGAGUUUCUGGACAACGAUCUCUACUCCAACUUUGAGUCGCUGCUGAUUCAACUGGGUGUCAAAGAGUGUCUUAUUCAGCUUGAUUCAAAUAAAAAGGAUGUAGAGCUCAGCAAGCUUCGCACCAUUGCCGACAACUGCGGAUGCGCUGUGGCGGAGCGAGCACAAGCUGAUUUCGGCACAAAGGACAUUGAUCAGGAUCUACCGCGCUUACUCAAGGACGAGCGAGCAGCUGGUUCUCUGCAUUUGACGGAUUUGAACUUGGCCAUGGGUGCCGCUGCCUGUCUCAUCCGCUAUUUAGGUGUUAUGUCCGACUCAUCCAACUUUGGCCAGUAUCAGCUCUACCAACACGACCUGUCGCAGUACAUGAAGCUUGACGCAGCUGCGCUAAAGGCACUUAACCUCAUGCCAGGGCCACGAGACGGCGCAAAGAACAUGAGUCUAUACGGCUUGCUAAACCAUUGCAAGACACCAACUGGUAGCCGACUACUCGCACAAUGGCUCAAGCAGCCAUUGAUGAACGUCAAGGAAAUCGAACGACGUCAGCAACUUGUAGAAGCUUUUGUCAACGAUACCGAGUUGAGGCAGACCAUGCAGGAGGAGCAUCUUCGGUCUAUACCGGACCUGUACCGACUGGCGAAGAAAUUCCAACGCAAAGCGGCAAAUCUGGAGGAUGUUGUGCGAGCAUACCAAGUCGUUAUUCGACUGCCUGGAUUCCUCAGCUCACUCGAGGCUGUCAUGGACGAGCAAUACAAGGAGCCGCUUGACGCAGAAUACACGGAUAAGCUCCGCCAGUACACAACGGCAUUUGCUGGUCUACAAGACAUGGUGGAGACAACUGUUGAUCUGGAGGCUCUUGACAACCAUGAGUUCAUCAUCAAGCCGGAGUUUGACGAAUCCUUGAAGAUCAUCCGAAAGCGGCUCGAUAAGCUCAAGCGCGAGAUGGAGUCAGAGCACAUGCGCGUGGGAGAUGAUCUCAACCAGGACACGGAGAAGAAGCUCUUCCUGGAGAACCACAAGGUCAACGGCUGGUGCUUUCGAUUGACGCGCAACGAAGCAGGCUGCAUUCGCCAAAAGAAGCAGUACCACGAAAUUUCCACCCAAAAGAAUGGUGUAUACUUUACGACAAACACUCUACAGGAGAAGCGACGAGAGUUUGAUCAACUCUCGGAAAACUAUAAUCGCACACAAUCUGGUCUCGUCAACGAAGUCGUCUCAGUCGCAUCGUCGUAUGUUCCAGUCGUGGAGAAGCUUGCUGCUGUCCUAGCACACCUCGAUGUCAUAGUCGCUUUUGCACACGUUUCCGUUCACGCACCCACCUCAUACACUAGGCCAACCAUGCACCCUCGCGGGACUGGUAACACUAUUCUCAAAGAGGCACGACACCCAUGCAUGGAGAUGCAAGAUGAUAUUUCCUUCAUCACCAACGACGUAUCGCUCGUAAGGAACGAGAGCGAGUUCCUCAUCAUUACCGGACCCAACAUGGGCGGAAAAUCGACCUACAUCCGGCAAAUCGGCGUGAUUGCACUAAUGGCGCAAAUCGGUUGUUUCGUACCAUGUUCAGAAGCCGAACUAACAAUCUUCGACUGCAUCCUUGCACGUGUCGGCGCGAGCGACAGCCAGAUCAAGGGCGUGUCAACUUUCAUGGCCGAAAUGCUAGAAACAGCAAACAUUCUCAAGUCCGCCACAAAGGAAUCCCUCAUCAUCAUCGACGAAUUGGGCCGCGGAACAAGCACAUACGAUGGUUUUGGUCUAGCCUGGGCAAUCUCGGAAUACAUUGUCAAGGAGAUUGGUGCUUUUGCUCUCUUCGCAACGCAUUUCCAUGAGCUCACUGCGCUCGUGGAUACAUACCCUCAAGUACAGAACUUGCACGUUGUAGCACACAUAUCCGAAGGCAGCGCCCCUGUAGUCAACGAUGAUGGCGAUGUCGACAUGGACGCGGUACAAAAGAAGCGCGAGGUAACGCUCCUCUACAAAGUCGAACCUGGUUUCUCAGACCAAUCGUUCGGCAUCCACGUCGCAGAGCUCGUUCGCUUUCCGCAAAAGGUCAUCAACAUGGCCAAGCGCAAGGCCGAUGAACUGGAAGACUUUGCCGGAAAGCACGAGGAGGGCUUCGUGCAAGCAAGCAAGGAGGACGUCGAGGACGGUAGUCGCUUGUUGAAAGAGGUUCUCAAGACCUGGAAAGAAGAGGUGGAAAGCAAGGGUCUUACCAAGAAGCAGCAGGUGGAAAGGAUGAGAGAGCUGGUCAAGGGUAACGAGAAACUCAUGGUCAACAGCUUCUUCAAGGGUAUUCAAGCCUUGUAA
Pyrenophora tritici-repentis Pt-1C-BFP is the source of this 2793-nucleotide messenger RNA. Its product is annotated as MutS, Mismatch repair ATPase (MutS family). Gene Ontology annotation, biological process: mismatch repair; mitotic recombination. The record is from RefSeq and is a predicted model, not a curated record. Gene Ontology annotation, cellular component: MutSalpha complex; nucleus. Gene Ontology annotation, molecular function: ATP-dependent DNA damage sensor activity; ATP binding; mismatched DNA binding. Lineage: Eukaryota; Fungi; Ascomycota; Dothideomycetes; Pleosporales; Pleosporaceae.